AUGAUACUGCUGCUGGAUGGUGGUUGCCUAGCAACACCCUCUUCCAGAAGCACAAGCACUCGCUGGGGUGACCUUUCGGCCGCAGAUGUGAUGACCCCACCUCUGUGUGCGGAAAUUGUUGCCACUGGGCCGCCUAGACCGACGAAACAACGGUAUCGGCAGGACACGGAAAGCUCUACAUCAGAAACGGUUCCUAUUGAUGACGAGACUCGACAGGAGCAUGCCACCCUCAUGGGCCUACCCAUGAGGGUGGCAUGCUCCUGUAAUGCUCCUGUAACGCCGGUGGUAUGCGAAAGAGUUUUUCACUUCCAUGCAAUCAUCCUCGCGGUGCCGGAUGGAAAACACGAGCCAUCACACUCCGCGGUUGGAUAUCCCAAUCGAUAUAUCCCGGUGGAUAAUCGUCGUCGAAGGAAAAGGCAUGAGAGACUGCAACUGGGAGUUCUCACUCAGGACGAUCUGAAGCGAGCUGAAGAACUACUGUGGAAGGUCGCUCAAAAGGAGGUAUUUGCGGAAGAAUUGUCGAUUCUCGCUAAGACACAGGAACCACCCGAGAAACGACACUGUAUUGUGUCCAGAUCCAGCGCUAUUUACAAAACAUGGCCAUUCAUGGACGAACGUGGGAUCUUGAUGAUUGGCAGAAUCAGUAUGGCUCCUUACAUACCAAAAGAACCUAAAUUUCCCGCAAUUUUGCGGAGAAAAUACCCAACGACAUUUCUGGUCAUUGACUGGUAUCCCCGUCGCUUCAACCACGCACAUCGGGUAACAAUCAUGAACGAGAUCCGUCAACGAUUUGAGAUUCCGAAGCUUAGAUCGAUGGUGGAGAAGGUUACAAAGAAUUGUGUUCCAUGCCGUAUUAAUAAAGCUGCUCUGAACCCUCCACCAACGGCUUCACUACCAGCGGUGCGUCUUACCUCAUUCUUACGUCCUUUUUCAUUCGUUGGGCUCGACCACUCCGGACCGGUAUUCGUAAGAGUUAAUCGAAGUCUCGCAAAACGGUGGAUUGCGCUGUUCACAUGUCUGACUGUUAGAGCAGUGCACAUGGAAGUGGUGCAUUCUCUCAGUACGGUAUCCUGCAUCAUGGCCGUUCGUCGUUUUGUUCCAGGAUGCCAGCAAAGAGCUCAAGGAGGAAAUUGUCAGUCAGUCAAGGUACUGGAUGCGACCCGCAAACUCGAUGAUGAAACCUUGGAGACAGUUAUCCUAGAAGCUGUGGCCAUGAUCAAUAGUGAACCGCUCACCUUCGUAACAAUGGAGACAGCUGAUCAGAAGGAUCUUUUCAACCACUUUUUGUUGGGCGGCUCUACUGGAGUGAAAACUCUUCUUGGAAGGCACUAA
Toxorhynchites rutilus septentrionalis is the source of this 1332-nucleotide messenger RNA. RefSeq lists its product as uncharacterized. Gene Ontology annotation, molecular function: nucleic acid binding. The record is from RefSeq and is a predicted model, not a curated record. The coding region runs from base 1 to 1332 and encodes 443 amino acids. NCBI's taxonomy places the organism in Eukaryota, Metazoa, Arthropoda, Insecta, Diptera, Culicidae. The transcript has 3 exons.